Molecule: messenger RNA, 576 nt
Organism: Adineta steineri
Lineage: Eukaryota; Metazoa; Rotifera; Eurotatoria; Adinetida; Adinetidae
Source: the annotation of a GenBank genome assembly
UAUAUACAACCACAUGAUAUUACACAAAAUGUGUUAACAAAUAAAAAUCAAUCAGAUAAACUAGUUCUUAUUAAUUUUUCUCCUGAUACUGAUCCAACUGGUGUACGAAGAAAACUUCAUAAAGAUUUGUGCAAAAAUAAUCAAAGUUCAUUUACGAUCUGUUACAGUAAACCUGGUGGAGUGGAUAUUUCAAGUUUACCUACUAUUUAUAAACGAAAUCGACAGUAUCCAUUAUGGUUAUCACCUCGUGGUGGUGGACUUGAUUGUCACCGAACAUGGGAAGCAUUAUAUCUUGAUAUUAUUCCUAUUGUUUGGCAUUCAACACUUGAUUCAUUAUACACAAAUCUACCAGUUAUUAUUAUCAAUAAUUGGAGUGAAGUGAAUGAAGAAUUUCUUCGAAAUAAACUUCAUGAAAUAGCAACGAGAAAAGCUCAACAACCAUUAAUAUAUCAGUAUGAAAAACUGAGGAAUGCUUAUUGGCGUGAGAUAAUAAUAAGAAAGUCUCGAUAUGCUUUGAAUAAAAAAGACAUACAAAGAAAUCGAUGUUGGCGAGCUAAAACUAUACGAUCGAAAUAA